Prorocentrum cordatum is the source of this 679-nucleotide messenger RNA. The record is from the annotation of a GenBank genome assembly. NCBI's taxonomy places the organism in Eukaryota, Dinophyceae, Prorocentrales, Prorocentraceae.
AGCCUUGGCUCAAGGUACGUACAACCUUCGUACCAAUGCACUCUUCAAUGUAGCCGGUCGCUGGAGACCGUCAUGCUGUGCAUGCCGGGAUGGACCUUGAAGGUGAUCGCGCUCGCCAGCCUGUCUUUGGGCGAGGCCGAACGCCUGAGAAAGUGGCUGCCGAAGCUGCAUGCACCAGGCUCCACACGCCAUCCCGCCGCACCCCCCAGAGGAGGGCACGUGCCGCCGCCGAUCUCUCUCGCGUAUCGGAGACUCCAUCUUCGUUGGCUCUGGGGCGUACUGGUUUCUUGGCGCCAACUCAUCCGUUCUGCCUGAGAAGUUCCAGGAUAUGAAGGUGAUUCCAGACGAACUCGACUCGGAGAAGCUCAGGUCGAGGUUCAAGAGGAACAAAGGAUACCUUGAAUGUGGCGAGAAUGCCCCCGUGGACGCGCGGAGUGAGAGGCGAAAGUGCCCCACGCAGUGCCCCAUCAUGGGGGAGAAGAUUGGCAACGGAAUCCACUGCGACUUCCACUGCGUCGAGGCAACCGUAGAAGCUUGUACGGCGCUCAACGAGGAGGCCACUGUGGUGGACAAGGAGCGCGGCAUCUGCCGGCCCUGCAGCGUCAAAGGCUGCCACCGGUGCGUCCACGACGGCACGGACACGUGCGAGCAGUGCAGCGCCGGGUUCUACCUCGGGAGG